GCUUGGUUUUGGUGAACUUGGCUAUCUGGGUGUCAGUUCGCAUUAUAGUUGUUUGCAUGAGAACAAAGUGAUUGAGGGCUUUUUUAGAUCAAUUUUGUGGUGUUCUCUUGAAAUCAGGCUAUAGAACAUACUAGGGUGGAUGUUUUAGUGGCGAAGAAGUUACUGAUCUAGUAUGGUAGUAUUGGAAGUUUUUGAGUUUGCGAAUUGAUCUAAAGGGCUGUAGUUUUGGAUUGGAACCGUAAUUUACCUUUACUGAACACGGGUGAUUUGCGAAGUAACACUUCACAACUGAGAUUUUGAGCCGUCUCUUAGCACAACAUGAGGUCAUAUCAUAAUGAUAGAGACCAGUCCCUUUUUAGCUACUCACUCUUGGCUAACUUAGCGUGGUAUAGCUGGAUUGUUUAGUUACAUCUACAAGGUAAAUUUUAAGUGUUGCAUGAUAGGAGUUCUGAAUCUAGGUAGAGUGUCUGAGAACCACAUCGAUAUCUGUUAAUGGAGGACAUCAGUCAACCAGGAUUUCUAGCUGAACACGUGGAAGUUUGAUUGUGGAGCAUCCCUGGAUGGUUAAGCCGUUUUCUUUUGUUGCUGGGAGAUUAUUGAAAGCUAAUAAAUGGGAGACUUACCGUAUAAGCUCUCAACCAUUAUAAACAAGCUGCAAAGUUGCCUACUGGUUGAGCUUGGUUUAUGUGAAUAUGAAGGUUUGAACUGAAAAUCUAAAGGUUAGACUCUGAAUAUUUGGAGCUGACCAAAUGGCAAGAUUUAUAGUAAAAACUGCGAAAUGCAAGAUUCAGUGUGAUAGAUGAAUGGAGUAGAGAAUGAUGCAAAUAUAAGCUUUAGGGUCAAGGAACUUCAGCACAGCUAAUGGGCUUGAUGGGUGCAGAACUGUUGGUUGCAGGUGCACUUGGUAUAGUUUCUAGAUUGCAAUCUUGGAGGAAUAGUUUCUGCUUGGUUAGAGAUGCCAUAGGUUACUGCUACACUUCACAAAACCUUAAAAAGUACAGUGUACCCAUUGCUUGCACGGAUGUUCUCUUUAAUUCUCUACAUGAUCAACCAUCCUCAGCCUAGGUUCUCUGCUGGUUGGGCCUACACCUGUCACUUAUAAGCGCUUAACAUUAGCUGAAUUUUCUUGCUGUAGUCAAUGAACUGUUGACUAGCUAAUGCUACCCCAGUUCUCUCCCAGCCAUUCUCAUUUUCUGCUGGCAAACUACUGGUCUACUGCUUAGAGAAGAGCAUUGGUUAAUAGAAUCAACUACAGCCUCUAGCUGAACUGUACAGAAACUAAUACAGUACUAGGGGCAUGCUACCAUGCCCAUUGGCUGUAGUACUAAGAGUAGUCUGGCUGUUUAUUUCAUGUUGAUGCCACCCAUAAGAGAAUAGAGAAAAGGAAAACUCGUUUUCAGUACAUGUAAAGCAAGGGGAUUUUGAUUAUUUCUGGAUGCAAAAUAUGGUCUUGUGUCUGUUUUCUGUUUGAUGAUGAAAUAGUUUAGCUACUUGAGCAUACAUUGUCCUGCAUUGGGCAAGUCAAAGUUCUCGUGUCUACUACCUAAAUGCAGCAAAAUUUUCAUUCUGUUUCUGCUUUCUUGACUUGUUUGCUUGCAUUGACAUUCUAUUCCGGAACAGGUAUAACCCAGAUGUCCCCACAUUCUCUGACGUUGGUGAGUGGAUUCGUUGCUGUCGUAUCAGUUAACAUCGUCAUCGCAUUCUACAUUUUUAUGGCGCUGAAGGAACCUGUGGAUAAACACGAGCCCGAUGCUGCAUUCGUCGCUCAGGCCAAAGACAGCGUAAAGAAACUCACUGGUAAUAAACCCGUUGAUUCUCCAGAGUCCUCGAAGAAAGAAGAGUAGAAGGAUAGGAAAACGAAAUAUGAACUUGUAGAGAGAAGAGAACACGGUCUUGGUGUCUGGUCAGCAGGCUGUAGUAUCACACUAGUAAGGAACAUCAGUUCUUAAAUCUCAACUUUGUGAGAAGUUGUCCUGGCAUCCUUGCUGUUUCAUGUUUUUUAGGCUGCCUGUUACAAUGCCGUUGGUUUUGAGUUGAGGCCAAGUUGACUUUUCCCUAAACACCGUACCACCCAUUUUGGUUUUGAAGGACCAAGUAUGUAUAAGUAUUUAAACGAUGUUUGGUUGCUUGCUUGCUUGUAAGCUUGUGUUAAGUAUAUGCCAUUUGGGCUAAUUAUUAUAUGCUUAAAGUUGCACCAAAAUAAUCUUUAGAAGUAAAG
Linum trigynum is the source of this 2218-nucleotide messenger RNA. The record is from the annotation of a GenBank genome assembly. Lineage: Eukaryota; Viridiplantae; Streptophyta; Magnoliopsida; Malpighiales; Linaceae.